Messenger RNA from Strongyloides ratti, 483 nucleotides. RefSeq lists its product as hypothetical. The transcript has a single exon. NCBI's taxonomy places the organism in Eukaryota, Metazoa, Nematoda, Chromadorea, Rhabditida, Strongyloididae. The coding region runs from base 1 to 483 and encodes 160 amino acids. The record is from RefSeq and is a predicted model, not a curated record.
AUGGCUCCAGUUAAUCAAAAAAUUGAUAACGAAUCCAAUGUUUCAGCUGAAAAAAUAAGAAACAUUCAGAAAAAAUUGGCACAUGGUGAAAAAAAUAAAGAAAAGGAUCAGCAAGAAAAAGAAAAGUUAAUGCAAGAAAUUAAAAUGUUGAAGCAAGAAAAUAAAAUUUUGAAAGAAGAAAAAGUAAAUGAUCAGCAAGAAAAAGAAGACUUUAAAAAGGAGAUUGAAAAGCUUCAAAUUUUAUACGAAGCUAGCCAGAAAAAAAUUAAAGAAGUAGAAGAAAAGAUGAAACUUUUGCAAGUGGGGCAGAACAUUGUAAAAAAUAAAAAAUUGCCAAAAAAACCGAAAAAAAAAAGUGAUGAAGAUGAAAUUUUGGUCUGUCAAGAAGAAGAUCAUAAAAAUAAAAAAAAGGAGGAGGAAAGCAAUAGAAGGUAUCCACUUAGAAAUAGGAUACCUACUAUUGUUUAUUAUCCUCCUCAAUAA